Molecule: messenger RNA, 992 nt
Organism: Chara braunii
Lineage: Eukaryota; Viridiplantae; Streptophyta; Charophyceae; Charales; Characeae
Source: the annotation of a GenBank genome assembly
GCCUUUACAACCCUCAAAGACGCUCUGGCAACGGCCCCUAUUCUGAUUCGGCCGGACCCCUCGAAACAGUUCAUCCUCAUCACAGACUGGCAACCGAAAGCUAUUUCCGCUAUUUUAGCCCAGAAGGGGAACGAUGGUCAAAAGCACGUCAUCGAGUACGCGUCUCGAACCGUACCGGACGAACGAAGAAACGACUCCGCACCCCAAGGCGAGUGCUAUGCGGUAGUUUGGGGAAUCCAGCACUUCCAUCCGUAUCUCUAYAGACAGAAGUUUCGCCUCGUAACGGAUCACGAGCCUCUGCUGGCGUUGAAGAAGCUCACCAACUACACGGGCAUGAUUGGCCGUUGGGCGGUGCGAUUGCAAGAAUACGACUUCGAUAUCGUCCAUCGAAGGACAGAGCGACACGGCAACGCGGACGGGCUGACACAUCUGCGUCGACCUGCCAAGGUACCAAAGGACGAGGAGAUAAGGGGAGCAGACGAGGAAGAGGRAGAAGAAGAGCCAUCGAAUGAAGAAGAGAAYGAUCCWGACUAYGUACCRGAAAGAGAGGCAGRGAUAGUCGACGAAUCAGACCAGCCGCCGGUAAAAGACGAAGGGGUGGAACCAGGAGAAGAAGAAGGAAGCGGGCUAUCAGUAUCGGAGGGCAAAGGGUUCGAGGCUGAAGUGCGUGACGCGGCGCGAGAACGAGCGCGAGAGCGGAGGAAACGGAAGCGCCAGGAAACCGCGGAGGGAAAGCGACCUGCAACAGACGUGUUCUCUGUCGAUCCAUCGAUCGGGGACCCGUGGCGUGAUCCAGAGCCGCCAGGGGAGGAAGACGAUGGAACCGCAGCAGAGGGAUCACGGAGCCAAAGAAGAAGAAGAAGUGAAUCGCUAGCUCCCUCCGGCUCCCCGUCCCGAUCCUCCCUUCGGCUACAUCAAGAUCUCGGCGUUCGGGCUUCGUCCCCUGUCGUUCUCUCGCCGACCCCGUGACUACCUCAUGCUCACCCGCCUUC